ACUAUCUAUUGGAGGAAAACAUUAUAGACGACAAAUAAAUAAAAGAAGAGUAAAGCAGAGAGAAUCAUCCCUCACUUCGCUUCUUUGCCAAGCAACCUACCAAAGCCUCUCAGUUUCAUUAUUCUUCCUUCUCCUCAAGCAAACUCAUCUCAGUUCAUCACAAUGUCAAAUUCUAUUCACCGGAGAAGAGUUCCAACUCCGGUCGGCAACGGAGGUCGAAGCCUCCGGACGAAACGGACGGCGUCCAGAUGCGUUUCUGACCAGCAUGGUUCGAAAUAUACUAAUCAGGUUUUCGAGCGAAGUUUCUCAGAGUCGAAUCUCAAUCGUCGCCGUGACGGAGACGGUAACUGCAUGCGGCAACCAUCGCCAGUGAUGAGCGGUUUACCGACGGGAGAAUCAGACCUGAUCGUCUACUUGCCAAGGAUUCGCUCUGAGGUUAUGGCUUCUUCUCCGUCGUUAUUGGGCUUCUCUUCGCCGUCGUCUCCAUUUCCGACCAAUCAAGAGGGUAAUAAAAGAGAAACAAGAAAAGUAGUAAUCAACGUAGCGGUAGAAGGAAGUCCUGGACCUGUAAGAACAAUGGUUAAAUUGAGUUGCAACGUCGAAGAAACCAUCAAACUCGUCUUGGAGAAUUAUCGCAAAGAAGGAAGGACUCCAAAACUCAAUCAAGGUGCUGCCUUUGAAUUGCAUCAGUCUCAUUUCAGUAUCCAGUGUUUGGAUAAAAGAGAAAUAAUCGGAGAAAUAGGAAGUAGAAGCUUCUACCUUAGAAAGAGAGAUCAUGAAACCGGAGUUUCUUUCGCCGGGAUCUCACCGGUGAGAACGAGUCUUAUUCCGUCGUCUAACUUGAUUGAAUCCUGUAUAGCUCAGUUUAUUGGGAAAAUCUUGAGGAGAACGAGAAAGUUAUGGAACAUAUUGGUAUGUACGCAAGCGGUUUCUCUGUUAAUGGAUUCUAAGCUGAGAUUCCUCCUUCACAAAAGCUUAGUCCUCGAACAGACCAAGCAAGUCCAUGCUCAGUUACUAUUGAACCGCCACAACCAUCUUGAACCCAUCUUAAUCCACCAAACGCUACACUUCACAAAAGACUUCUCUCGGACCAUCGUAAACUAUGUCAAACGAAUCAUCCUCAAGGGGUUUCAGAGCUCAAAGGUUUCUACUUUCUCCUGGGGUUGCCUCGUUAGGUUCUUGAGCCAGCACAGGAAGUUCAAAGAAGCUGUAACCUCGUACAUCGAGAUGAACAACUCCGGGGUUCCUCCAAGCUCACACGCCAUAACCUCAGUGCUGAGAGCUUGCGGUAAGAUAGAGAGCGUGGUUGAUGGUAACUCUGUUCAUGCUCAGGCUGUCAAGAGCGGGUUAUGCGGAUGCGUGUAUGUUCAGACAGGUCUGGUGGGUUUGUAUUCAAGACUGGGUUACAUCGACAUGGCAAAGAAGGCUUUUGAUGAGAUUGGCGAGAAGAACACGGUUUCUUGGAACUCGCUUUUACACGGGUAUCUAGAGAGCGGGGAUCUAGAAGAAGCUCGCAGAGUGUUCGACGAUAUUCCAGUAAAGGACGUUGUCUCAUGGAAUCUAAUCAUCUCCAGCUAUGCUAAAAGAGGCGACAUGAGCAGCUCGCGCUCUUUGUUUCUUGCAAUGCCUUUGAAAAGCACCGCUUCUUGGAAUAUUUUGAUCGGCGGUUACGUGAACUGCGGUGAAACGAAGCUAGCGAGAACUUGCUUCGACGCAAUGCCGGAUAAGAGUAGCGUCUCUUGGAUCACAAUGAUCUCAGGGUACACAAAAUCCGGCGAUGUUGAGUCUGCUGAGGAGCUUUUCAGACAGAUGUUCAAGAAAGACAAACUAGUUUACGAUGCGAUGAUAGCUUGUUAUGCUCAGAACGGUAAGCCGAAGGACGCUCUGAAGCUGUUCUCUCAGAUGCUUGAAGCUAACUCUGGUGUUGGUCUUCAGCCAGAUGAGAUCACGCUCUCGAGCGUCGUCUCGGCUAGCUCGCAGCUGGGUGAUACAAGCUUUGGUACAUGGGUUGAGUCUUAUAUAACCGAACACGGAAUCCAAAUGGAUGAUCUUUUGAGCACCUCUCUGAUUGAUCUUUACAUGAAAGGUGGAGAGUUUGACAAGGCGUUCAAACUCUUCAACGGUCUAAACAAAAAGGAUACAGUUUCUUACUCAGCAAUGAUCACGGGGUGCGGGAUAAACGGUUUAGCCGCAGAAGCAAUCCGUUUGAUUCAAGAGAUGAUCGAAAAGAAUAUACUUCCAAAUCAAGUUACAUUCACGGGACUAUUAUCAGCGUGUAGCCAUUCAGGUCUUGUUCAAGACGGCUACAAAUGCUUCGACUUAAUGAAAAAAUACAACGUGGAGCCUUCUGCUGAUCAUUAUGGGAUAAUGGUGGAUAUGUUGGGACGAGCAGGGAGGCUAGAGGAGGCUUAUGAGGUGAUCAACGGGAUGCCGAUGAAGCCAAACGCUGGAGUUUGGGGAGCCUUGCUUUUAGCUAGCGGGUUACACAACAGCGUUGAGUUUGGGGAGAUAGCGUGUAGACACUGCGUUGAGCUGGAGAGUGAUCCUUCUGGUUAUCUUUCGCAUCUUGCUAAUAUCUAUACUUCUGUUGGUAGAUGGGAUGAUGUGAGAAACGCAAGAGCGAAGAUGGAAGAGAAGAAACUGCGUAAGACACUUGGGUGUAGCUGGGUUGAAGGUUCAAAUCAUUGAUUCAACUUCUAUUACUACAUUCAAGAAACCGAAUAAAAAAAG
Messenger RNA from Brassica oleracea var. oleracea, 2730 nucleotides. Its product is annotated as pentatricopeptide repeat-containing protein At4g22760. The record is from RefSeq and is a predicted model, not a curated record. Bases 163 to 2688 code for a protein of 841 amino acids. Gene Ontology annotation, molecular function: RNA binding; protein binding. Lineage: Eukaryota; Viridiplantae; Streptophyta; Magnoliopsida; Brassicales; Brassicaceae. The transcript is spliced from 4 exons. Gene Ontology annotation, biological process: RNA modification.